Messenger RNA from Annulohypoxylon maeteangense, 1807 nucleotides. Its product is annotated as small subunit of ribonucleotide reductase. The transcript is spliced from 3 exons. Gene Ontology annotation, molecular function: oxidoreductase activity. Gene Ontology annotation, biological process: deoxyribonucleotide biosynthetic process. The record is from RefSeq and is a predicted model, not a curated record. NCBI's taxonomy places the organism in Eukaryota, Fungi, Ascomycota, Sordariomycetes, Xylariales, Hypoxylaceae. The coding region runs from base 131 to 1363 and encodes 410 amino acids.
CUGCAUCAUCAAUCAAGACCAAUCUUUCCACUUAACGCGUAAUUGUUCAAUUGAACUUGGUAAAUAUCAUAGCUCAAUUGCCAAUCUACAACAUACAAUUACAAUCCCUUCAUCUAACCCUCCAUUCACAAUGUCUGUUGAGCUUACCCCCUCCAAGAAGGCUGCUUCCGCUUUCGAGUCUCUAAAGAUGGACUCUCCCAUGAAGAAGCUUGACUUAGGCAAGGAGAACGCUCCUUUCGAUGCCAGCGUCGAUGCCAUUGCCAACGAGAUCGAGUCGCAGAAGGUUAUCGCCACGAAGGAAGAGAAGCCGGCCGUUGCCGAGACUAUCACAUCCGAGGAGGCUGACGAGCCUAUCCUCCAAGAGAACCCUCAGCGAUUCGUCCUAUUCCCUAUCAAGUACCACGAGAUCUGGCAAAUGUACAAGAAGCACGAGGCUUCCUUCUGGACUGCCGAAGAGAUCGACCUGUCCAAGGAUCUUCACGAUUGGAACAACCGACUAAACGAGGAUGAGAAGUUCUUCGUCUCUCACAUCCUUGCUUUCUUCGCCGCCUCCGAUGGCAUUGUCAACGAGAACCUCGUCGAGCGAUUCAGCGGUGAAGUCCAGAUCCCUGAGGCUCGAUGCUUCUACGGUUUCCAGAUCAUGAUGGAGAACAUCCACUCUGAGACAUACUCUCUCCUCAUUGACACCUACAUCAAGGAGCCUGCCCAGAAGACCCAUCUCUUCAAUGCCAUUGACACUAUCCCCUGCAUUCGCCGAAAGGCCGACUGGGCUCUUAAGUGGAUUGCCGACAAGAAGUCUACCUUUGCUCAACGUUUGAUCGCCUUCGCUGCCGUCGAGGGUAUCUUCUUCAGUGGAGCUUUCGCUUCCAUCUUCUGGCUCAAGAAGCGUGGUCUGAUGCCUGGUCUUACCUUCUCCAACGAGCUUAUCUCUCGUGACGAGGGUCUCCACACUGACUUCGCUUGCCUGCUCUUCACUCACCUCAAGAACCGCCCCGGCAAGGACGUCAUUGAGAAGAUCAUUGUGGACGCUGUCGCUAUCGAGCAGGAGUUCCUGACGGAGGCUUUGCCUUGCGCCCUGCUCGGCAUGAACUCCAACCUGAUGAAGCAGUACAUCGAGUUCGUCGCUGACCGCCUACUUGUCGCCCUUGGCAACGAGAAGGUGUACCGCUCUGCCAACCCAUUCGACUUCAUGGAGAACAUCUCCCUUGGUGGCAAGACCAACUUCUUCGAGAAGCGUGUCGGUGACUACCAGAAGGCGGGUGUCAUGGCCAGCACCAAGAAGAACACAUCUAACGACGACGUCGCGACGACAGAUGGCCAGAGAGAGAACGGAGGUGACUUCACCUUCGACGAUGACUUUUAAGCUCGUCGCUCAAUACUCCUUUCUCUUACCUGUUUUCGAUACCCCCUUGCCUCUUGUACCAUAGUUGCUUGCGCCUACUCAUACUCUCCCUCGACAUUAGAGCCUAGAGGGUAUAUAAUGCAUAGAACCGGCGAGCAAUUGCGUGGCGCACGGUUGGAUCCAGCAACUCCACUAUUUGGAUUGUUGGAUUCCCUUUUCCUUUUGUCUACAUUAAUGAACACGGUCAUCCGAAGGUGUUUUGGCGUUGGGACUCGCGGUUGCUUUUUCGACGUCACGCUUUCGACUAUCGAGGGAUGACGGUCCGCGAUGGGGGGAGGCAUGAAAUGAAGAAAUCAAUUGAUCAAUAAGAUGAUGGUUGGGCGGAAUGACUUGAUGCAUGGAACGCGGACGUAGUUAGCUAGAGCUGCAAAGACAGCUGGUGAUUAAUACAAUCACGAUGAGGAA